AUGUCGUUCCCCGGCACGCAUCCACAUCCAAGUUCUACUACCGAACAUCCGCGUCAAGACCCGGAUCAACGCCGGAACUCCACAGACUCGGAUGUGAUCCAUCAUCUCUAUUUUGAAGACAACGACGGCUUCUUCCCACCAAGCUGGAUCGGGAAAGACUCACAGCAGAGACCCUCCACCGAAAAGUCGGGUGGCAACAACCUCGAGGGCACUAGGGACACUAGCACUAGUGCCUACAAGGAAAGAAAAUGA
Messenger RNA from Penicillium mononematosum, 252 nucleotides. RefSeq lists its product as uncharacterized. The transcript has a single exon. Bases 1 to 252 code for a protein of 83 amino acids. The record is from RefSeq and is a predicted model, not a curated record. NCBI's taxonomy places the organism in Eukaryota, Fungi, Ascomycota, Eurotiomycetes, Eurotiales, Aspergillaceae.